This is a messenger RNA of Asterias rubens (European starfish), 9041 nucleotides long. RefSeq lists its product as uncharacterized. NCBI's taxonomy places the organism in Eukaryota, Metazoa, Echinodermata, Asteroidea, Forcipulatida, Asteriidae. The transcript has 32 exons. The record is from RefSeq and is a predicted model, not a curated record. Bases 1 to 8889 code for a protein of 2962 amino acids.
AUGGGAAGAUUUCAGGAUAAUAUCAAAAACAGCUGGAAAUUACCUCUUGGAAGAUAUAAUGAGGAAACUUUAUGCAGUGACGAGCAUUCAGUGACAUCACUACUGCUUGAAAUCGGUCCAGAUUGGAUCGAGGCAGAUCAGAGUGGAUUGAUUGAGAUUGGUGAUGAUAGAGGGAGUCGAUUGAGUCAUCACCCUCCGGUCCAAGAAAACCGGUACAAUCCAGCUCUUCAAGAUCAUCACAACAAGCCGAAAGGGAAUUCUGCUUCACAGUAUCAAGAAUGUGAAGAGACAGAUGACUGGAAUAAACCAGAUAGAACCGGUUCUGACCAGUUUCAUCCAGCUAUUGAUGUUGAAUCUGCAUUCCUUGAAGACGCCCUUAGUGUACACACAGAGGCUGAACGGGUGUUGAGUCCCGAAAAAUGGCCAAUAGACGAUCAAGCCAUCGAUGACAUCAUCAUUAGCCAAUCAGACAGCUCGCAGGACCAAAACAGCACCAUGGACAAUGAUAGGCUAGGGUAUAUGGUUGACGAAUCACAGUCACAUAACCCUGGACAAAUACACACACACAACCCUGGACAGACACACAGACACAACCCCGGACACAGCCCAAUGCAGACACCAACAUACCACCCUGAGCAGUACAUCGCUUCGGUGCAUCGUGUGGAAGAGCUGGUCAUAAAGAGCCCUUUACCACCAUGGGAUAGUCACGUCUACUCGCUGCCAUCAUUCCACAAUCAACUUGGCUGCCCCCUGAACCAGAAAAGAUUUGAUUCAGAUUACGAAGGACAUCCCUAUUCAGUCUUUCGACAGGAUUCUAACUGCCACCCAGAUGACGGCCUUCAGUCAAGGUCAAUGUCUUCCCAUCAAAGCCAACAAGAAGACGAGCUGUACUCAAAAAGGACUAACAGUUAUGACGACAAACAUUUUAUUGGCCGGAGUUUGGAUACAUUGUCAGGGAGCCAAAGAGACCAUCCUGUCGACAACAGGUGGUUGGGAAGUGGUUCUGGAAGUACCUUCUCUGAUGAUGGUAGAGCGAGCUUGUACAGUCAUGUAACUAACCCUGACAAUCACUCCUGGGAAGUCAACUCCUCGUCUCAGAGUGAACUUUUCUCACACAGAUCAGAUUCACAUCAUCUUAGCAAACACAACCUUGUCUCUGAUAAAAACCAACCAAUGUCACAUUAUGCAAGGAACUCAUCAGGGAAAAAUCGGAACCACAACUUGCCGUUUUCUACCUCAUCGUUAAGGUCAACUGGUGUUUAUCCAAGUCCAUCAGAUGACAGUUUUGUUUAUCCUCAUCAAAGUAGCAGUUCUAGUCUCUCUGACUCGGCUGAUGUUGCCGAUGUUGAUCUUCGAGAAUUAGAUAAACUAGAUGAUGCAGACCUUUAUAGACUGUCUGAGGCUGAUGAUUUUAUUCAUUUGAAACCUAGGGAGGGUCUGUACACAAGAUGUACUCCAGUUAAAGAGAACAAGAGGUUUCAAAAGGAGAGCGGGUCAACGAUGAGGUCAAUGGAUGAUGAUGAACCUGACAAGGAAGAUGGCAAAGAAAAGGAUGAAAGUGAAGAGGUCAAGGAUGUCCAUGAGAUAAGAGGUCUGUCCAAAAACUGGAACAACAACAACCUUGAUGAUGCCAACAGGAUUCCUUCUCGACGAAAAAACCAACAAACUCUUGCAUCCAAUUCCAAGGAUGUUAGGCGGAGAAAGCUCCAUCUUGGACAUGGAGUAGAUUCAGUAGUAGACUCUGAGGAGAAGCUCAAUGAUGUGACAAAGGCCCCAACAUCAUGGAGGACUAACGAGGAUAAGAAAAGACCAAGUGCUAAGAAGGAUUUAUCAGACAACCGAAGUGUGGUAAAAUCACCCGUUAAGUUUCAUAACAGAUCAACUUCCCCGCUUCAGCUGCCAAUCAAUCCAAGUGAUAUAUUCACAGAUGAAAAUCUUAUUGAUGCUGCUCUCUCAAACCAAAUGCAGUCUAAAGUGUUUCUGACUCAUCAGGAAGGAACAACAGAUGCAUUUUUACUACAAUAUGGAUUGCAGUCAAAUUUACCAUUACUUGGUCUCAGAAACUCAAGAGAAGGGCCAUCAGCAAAAGCUCAGCUUUUUUACCCUCUUCCCAAAAGGGACACCAAAGUUAGUGAUCCCACCUCUGACACCAAAUUAUCUCCACUGCGACAUUCCCACCCAGGAAGUCCAGGUACCACUCUGAAAUAUGAAGAUCUUGCCCUGAGUAUCUCCCCGAAGCACUUCAGGAAAAAUGUGGAAAAUGAAGUGGAUUUGUCAUCUGACCAGUCCAGAGUGAACAGCAGAAAGGUCCGUAUUGGUUCAGCAACUACUACCCAUGCAACACAUAGAUCAGCAUCUACAGAAUAUGCUACAAGGGUUGCCAAAAGUGUCCCAAACAAUGAGAGUCAGUUUUUGCCUGCGAGAGACCAGAGUAGAAAUUCGAUACAGGACAAAAUUGCUGACAAGAUGCUUCAAAAAAACAAAAAUACACGCCACCCAACUAAGGUUCCGCAGAUAGUAAAGUCUAAGAGGGUCCCUAAGCAAAGGAACGUCCCUAUGGAAGCCGCAUCUAAGAGCCAUAGCAGUACCCUGUCACUAUCCAGCAGUCGUAGUCCAAGAAGAACGUUCUCUAUCCUCUGGGCCUUCAAGAUUCUGGACAUUCUCCACAGUGCCCCACCAGAGACCCAUGAACAUCUUGUCACUCAGUUAUACUGGUUCAGACGAUGGCAUCGUAAUGUUCGAUUGAUGAAAGCGCACCAAGCAGAGACUGAAGAGCAAUGGGACAGAGCUGUACAUCACCACCGAACCAAUCUACUCUGGAGAAGCCUCAAUGCCUGGCAGCAAGCCCCUCCAUCUCACAAGAGGGCAGCAGACCAGCUCAGGCAGAAACAUCUGCUGCGUAAAGGGCUACGAAGCCUCCGAUGGUCUGCGAUGAAGAGCAGACUGGAGAUAGAGGGCGCUGCAAAGAAACACGUUGAGAAAACGCUGGCACAUCAUUUUAGCAUCUGGAAGGAGCUCCAUCAGGUACGAACUGAGCAUGCUCAGCUCCUGGAGAAACUAACGAGACACCAUUCAGUUUCUAAGACGUUCCGGACGUGGAAAGAUCGCUACAGUAUGGUCCAGAAAAGGGGAAUAGCCAAGCUACACUUCAAAGUAAGCCUUCUGAAUCAAGGCUUCCAUUACUGGAAGAUGUUCACCACUAACUCCAAGGUCAAAGGUUAUCGCAUUGAGAUGAGCCGAGUACAUCGUGAGGAGAGGGUCCUGAAGACGGCCUGGUGUACGAUCAAAAUGGUCUAUGCACGGACCCAGCAAGCUAAAGAACACUACAGCCAAAAACUGCUGUCUAUUGUCGUGCAUACCUGGUUGCGAGGUGCGAGCCUCGCCAAAGCCGAACGACACCAGCAUCAUAGCCAAGCCCUAGAGUUGAGACGUUAUGGGCUCAUGAGGGCUCACUUCAAGCGCUGGAUGGAAGAACUGACUGUGGUACGCGUGAAGCAGAGGCUGGACAUCGUACGAUUACGAUACGUCUGGGAGUUAUGGACGCUCCGUAUGCAGAGGAAACAACUUUAUCGUCAGAUUAUGGACUCCCAGGCCCGUAAGGUUGCUAAGCAACACCAUUUCAACAGAUGGAGGUUGGUUGCUAGGAGACAGAAGGAUGCAGCGACUAAGGCUGGUCUUAUCUUGAGGCACUUGUAUCUCAAGAUGGUCUUCAGGGCAUGGAGGAAUCAUAUCAUCAGAGAACGCGAUCUACGGGACAGUAUGACGGCUCUGAUUCACAGCAGCCAUGUUGUGUCGAAGCAGAAAGCUCUUCAUACCUGGACAUCAAGACUACGAGAGCGUCAGGCUAGGGAGGAAGCCCACAAGGUGUGGUCCAUGGGGUGUGUCAAGAAAGCUGUCAGAUGCUGGAUGGAAAGGGUGCGGUUUCAACGAAUGGAGAGGAAGUUAGCACAGUUUCAGCCGGUCCAUCAAAUGCAUAUUCAACGAGAUGCAUGGAAGAAGUGGUCUCAUGAGUUUCGCCUUGCUGUGCGUAACCGCAAGAGGGCGCUGUCAGCUCAACAAACCCUUCUCAGGAAUCGGUUGCUGAGGCUUGUGUUGUCAUGGCGACUCCUCGUGAGGGAAUCUAAAACUAUCGCUCCGUUAUUAGAGAGGAAGACUUUCAAACAACUUGCUGGUUUCUUUGAUGCCUGGAGAGGUGUUGUUAUCCGACGGAAAAGAUGUGAGAAAUUCAAGAAGUUACGUUUGGAGAACACUGUGGAUGAUGCAUUUAUCAACUGGAGAGAGCAGACCGAAGCGAAGAAGAAAGUCCGCUUCGUUAGGAAAGCUCUUCUUAUUUCCAAGCUAGAGAGAACAUUCUCUGGCUGGAGGGAUGUCGUUCAACGCACAGCCAACUUAAAGGGUUUCCAGCAGGGCCAGCGAGAUGCCUUGGUGAGAGGGUUGUUUGAAUCCUGGAGGGGGACUAGUGAGGGACGAGCUUUGGACCGGGAAAUGGAGCAUGGUGAUAGGGCUAGAGAAACUCUUCUGAUGAUGCACUACUUCAGAGUUUGGGCCGAGAAUUCCCAUCAACAGAGGGAAACUGAAAGAAGUCUGGUAUCGAGGUGCAGAGAUGCACGCUCAACUAGAGCAGUAAAGCAAGCUUAUGAGAGCUGGAGGAGGCAGUUGCUAGUCCACAAUAUUCUCAGGGAUUUUCUUGAUGAGCGGCAGGUUCAUCUCCUUCAUCGUGUCUUCCAGGCUUGGCAUACAGAUACUAGAUCAUCCUACCUUCAACUCACACAGAGAUUCAACCAAGCUUACGAGGUCAUGGGUGUAGGAUUCCCGAACGACGUCGGCAGUCCCAAGUUGUCUCCUUCAGCUGUCAAUCUGAACCUCUCUCAGAGUAUCUCUCAGAGUAGUAGUAGUGGAGGAUCUCAGGGUCUACCGGCAGUCUUCUCAACGUCUGACAGCGGCUUCUAUGGAAACGAGCUUCUCAUGAGACAAGGGGGUCAGAGCAGUGAACCGGAGUUUCCGCAGUUGCCGGCUAGAGGUCUCCGAGAUCGGAGUAGCAUCCACUCUGACAAAUAUCUUGGAUCAAGCAUCCAGGAAGCGCCGCUUCAUGCCGACAGGUUCAGUGAGCUUCAAGAUGUUUCUGCUGGAAGGCAUGGCCUUACAGAGUCUUCUGAUGAAGAUGUUUAUCCAGAUGAACUACCAGUACAGUUGAGAAGUUCCAGAUUGAAGGGGCUGUCUCAGCAAAAUAAGAAACUACAACUCCCCCAGGCCUCAAGUAGACUAGAGGCUUCACCACAGAGUAACAUUGGAUCUCUUUCUCCAGUGACCAACAAGCGGAUGUCCUUUCCGAAGCGGCGUGCAAGUUUAGACCAAACAAUGCUCAUGAAGACGCAUGCUGAACAAACACCUACAAUAUUUUCCUCGGUGAAGCGGCCUCUUGGUAUGUUGGGUCCGACCCGUAGAUCCAGCGUUGAUCAAGGUCUUCUGUCGUCUCAGACGGUUCUCAACCACCUCAGGAACAUCCAUAGGAAGUCCCAGACUGAGAAUCCAAUAUUGACAUCCAUGGAUGAAAGCCAGGAAUACCAAUUAACAGAGAAGCAGAAAUCCUCGUCAAGACGUCACAGUCAGUUUGACUCCCCUCCUCCACUGAGCCCUGACGCUUCAGGGUAUCAAACCCCUACUCGUUCUCGUCGGAUACCGAUCCCAUUCAACAUGAUGCAACCUAAAGCCUUCAUCCAUCCCAUCGCCCAAACAGCUUCCCAAUCUACCUCAUCGCCACUCUCACUCACACCAAGAACCAUGUCACCAAGACCCUCCUUCAGCCCCUUAUCCAAGUCCCAAUCCCCUCCAAGUUCCCAUUUCCAGGCUCUCUCAGAGAGACUCUCCCCAAUGGAGGAUCACCCAGAGAGCCGACGCUCUUCUAUCUCUGAUUGUAGCAGCUUACCGGAGAGCAUUCAGGACAGUGAAUUGUUAGAGAAUGACUUGUGUCAGUCGGCGACAGCGUCUGAUUAUGCUCCGAGUGUCGUCUCAGAAGGUGCUGCUCUUUUUGCUCCUCUCAUUGAUCAGAGGACCUACUUGAGAUCCAUCAUCCUCCACUGGCGGCUGUGGCCAGCAAGUAUAGCCUUCAACCAAUGGCUGGACUACACUCGCUACCGUCACAAUCUACGAGAGCUCGCCGAUCAGGCUAACGAUAUGUUCCAUCAGACGAGACUCCGUCAAGUCUUGUUUACUUGGCAGAGAAGAUGUUACGUUGAGAAGGCAGCUACGAACCAUUGGGAGUCAAAGACCAAGGUAGAGCAUCUUCAAGCUUGGGUGCAGUAUCAUCGAAAGAGCAAACAGUCUGAGAAGAACAAAGCCAAGGCCAAGGAGGUGUCUAAUACCAAGAGACUAAGCCAAGCCUAUAACAUCUGGAAGACGAAGUACAAGAAACACAAGGCAGUUCUUUGCAUCGUCCACAACUGGAAAGGCCACGUCAAGCAGACAGUGAACCUAGAAGGUCGUACUAAAGACUUGCGUCAACAGAUUGGGAAACGGAGUCUGCGUAUUUGCUUCUCAAUGUGGCAGAAGCGCACCUGGCAGAUCUUAGAAGUCACGGCACACCGUAAUCGAGUGGUUGCUAAAAGGUGUUUAAUGUCUUGGGCAUCAUGGAGUACAGAGAACGCAGAGAGAGUGCAGAAGCUUCAUGUAUUCAGGAUCCGUAGAGUCAAACACCUGGUCUUGCAUCACUGGCAUUCACAGCAACUUAAACUCCACGCAGCGAGGGAGUUCCAUCGUCGGGCAGUGGCGUCUCGUCUUCUUGAGAUCAUGACCAAGUGGAGAGAGUACAUCACUGCUAAGCAACAUCGGGAGGCUGAAGUAGAGAAGAUGCUGCAGGAGAGGCUGGAGACUUUGAUACGGGAGACUUGGGAAGACUGGAAGAGACAGACGAGAACAUCACAACAGAUGAAACAGAUCUUCCAUCGAAAUUUGGGAGCCAGGUGUAUGCGAGCAUGGCGCCAGCAUACCAUCCAGCAACGCAACCUCCAUCUUGCUGAAUCUAUCACUAAGAGUAAGAAUGAAGCUCGUAUCCAGGGGGUCGCCAUGCGAGCGUGGUACCAGGCAUAUCAGGCCAAUCAGCUCGCUCAGCAGAUGCAGGAUUCACUGAAGGAGAAACGUGUUAAGGAAGCGUUUAAAGAUUGGAGGAAAUCUGUGCAGCAGUGUCGCAGUGACAAGUUCAGAGAGAGGAGCUUGCUGAAACGAACUUUCCAAGACUGGAAAUCUAGCUUUGUCAAACAGAGGUCGGCAAGAUCGAGUCUACUAAAAAUUGCCCAGCAUUGGAGGAAACUAACACAAAGAUCAAAACAUUUGGACCAAUCAGUGGCCUCCUACCUUGCCCAACAGAAUAGGAUGAGACAGAGGCAGGCAUUGAACAGCUGGAGGUCGUCAUGGCAACAGCAGAGGAAGGCAACAGCUUAUUGGGGUACAGUGAUACUUAGAAGGUGUAUUGAUGCAUGGCAUAAAUAUUCUGCGACUCAGAAGGAACGAAGGGAUAAACUCAAGCUUUAUCAAGAGGAGAAACGUCAGAAAAUGGCUUCGUCGAUGUUCAAAAGAUGGCAGAAAGACUUCCUCCGCUCUAGAGAGCUUGAACGCAGACUGACUGGACUCAGCCAACAGAGGGCAGCAGAGACACUACAUCAUGUGGUGCAGUCGUGGCAUCAUGUUACCAUGGAAACUAAUGCUGUGAAACAACAUCACAGUGUUGUACAAUCCCAGGCGUGGAUACAGUGGCAGAAAUCUCUCAAUAACAACAGACGAGCAACGGAGAUGGCUGAUGCUAAAAAGAACCAGAUGAAAAGGGUUACCUUCAGGAAACUGACGAACUGGAGCAAAGCCAGGAAGUCCCAAAAGUCUUCCCAUCUUUCAGUCCAGUCCCAGCUUUGUCUACAUUCUGUCAAAGCUGCUUUCAUUCUGUGGCGAUCAGAGACUCUUAAGAAAGUCAAGGCAGUUACUCAUGCUGACCUCGUCUUGCAGACCAAGGUCAUGAAGGAGUGGGCUGUUGUUGUUAGACGGAGGCUCGCUCUGCGAAGACUCAAAGAAACCGUGGAGAAAAAAUCAGCAGCACUGAAACUGCAGAUGGCGACACGCGUCUGGAAGGAACACUUCCAACGUACAAAGCAACUGAAACAGCUCCUAGAGGGUGCCCUCUUGUGUCGAGACCAGGGCAUCUUGAACGAGGCGUUUAUCCACUGGAGGAAAGAGGCUGCCACAAGGCGUGCUGUAAAGCACCGGAAUGGUGCAUUGUUGAAACAGGGGUGGGCCAUGUGGCGGAUGAGGGUGAGAGAGAAAGUUCUUGAGAGACAGUUUGAGGAGGAUAUGGGAGAAGUGGCAGAGGAACACUAUAAUUCAUGGCUAAGUAAGACUGUUCUGGGAUUGUGGCUCACUGAGGCAAGGGUGGGCAGGCUCCGGAAGAAACAUGACAACCGCCUUGCCAAGAAAUAUGCCCAGAUCUGGAAGAAUGGGUCUAAGAUGGAGGAGAUUGCAACACAACUUAAUAUCUACUGGUCAAUGCAGAGAACCUGGGUCAUAUGGAGACGACAUAUGAUCCAGACUCUCAUGGCUAAAACACUACAGAAACACACUGAGAAGCAAAUGAAGGAACAGACCUUCAAAGCUUGGCAGAAGCAGGGUAGACACAACAAUAACAAUGGUCUACGUAAGGAUCUUCUGAAUCGAAGACUACACAUGGCCUUUAGGGUCUGGCGGGAGAAAACGCAGUGUGGGAAUAAGUCUCGCAGUUCAAGUAUUAGUAACCACUCAUCAUCGGCUGGAUACACCAGCUCGUCUGGAGCGAGCGAAUUGGCUGGAAUAUGGUUUAAUGCUCAGAGGACUGGGGCAGUCUAUGGGGAUGGGAGUCCAGCCUCACAGUGACAUGUUUGGUCUGGUGAUUUGCAUUCUGUGUCUCCAUCGAAUGGAAAUCAUUGAUAUGGAUUCAGCUGUGUUUCAUGGGGGGGGGAGUUUACUACAUGGGAUUUAGAUAAUGUGCAGAGGACUGCGACUUUCUUUAAGGAUGGGGGUCCAGC